This is a messenger RNA of Triticum urartu, 2898 nucleotides long. Its product is annotated as transcription factor bHLH157. Gene Ontology annotation, biological process: regulation of DNA-templated transcription. Lineage: Eukaryota; Viridiplantae; Streptophyta; Magnoliopsida; Poales; Poaceae. The record is from RefSeq and is a predicted model, not a curated record. Gene Ontology annotation, molecular function: protein dimerization activity; DNA-binding transcription factor activity.
CAUUCCUCCACCACCCCCCACGCCACACCCCCACUUGUUAAAAGGCUCCGCCGCUCCGCCCCCGCCCCUCUCCUCGCUCCCGCUAUUUAUCCGACGGCACCCUCCGCGCUUAAACCCCUCGCGCUCCGCCCACUCCACCACACCGCCCUCCUCCCUCCUCCUGCUCCUCGCCCGCGGCGGCGUACGUCCUGCUGCUGCGCGCGCGCUCUAGCCUCGGUCCCUCCUUCGGUUCCAUGGCGGAGGCUCUGGGGGCGCUGUGCCGCGGCGGAGGCUGGUCCUACGCGGCCAUCUGGCGCUCCGACCGUCGCGACCCACGUUUGCUAACGAUUGGAGAGUGCCACUGCGAAGAUGAAGCCCGAAAAGUUGUUGAGAAUAUGCUUAAUCAAGUCCAUGUUGUUGGAGAAGGCAUCAUAGGGUCAGCUCUAGUAAGUGGGAAGUGCCAAUGGAUUUCCGAUGAUGAUUCCUUUAGUUUGGUUCAGACAUGCAACGCAGAAAACCUAGGCUUAUUUCAGGGCUAUACUUGGUGGCAACAUCAGUUCAUGAGUGGAAUAAAGACUAUUGCAGUAGUACCUAUCCCGGCGCUUGGUGUGGCGCAGUUUGGCUCGGUGCAAAAGGUAUCUGAGAACUUAGAGUUUCUGGAACAUGUUAAAGGCACACUUUGUCGAAGGGAAAGCAUCUUAUGGGAUCCUUCAACCAAACAUAUUCAUGGAGAUGCUCUCCCUCAUAAUACCCAAUUUCAACUCAAUUCUCUGAGCACAAAGCGUCGUAUGCGUAUCAAAGAUGACCCAGAAAACAUGAAACUUCUUGAGAACAUAGUAGGCAUAGAAUCUCUAGGGAGUUUAGUAAGUACUUCGAGCAGUUACUCUCCGAGCUCUUCAAAUGGUUUCACUUCCUACGGAACUUGCAACGGUCGAAAUCCUCCUCAUAUAGUGGCCAUGCCAGUGAACUCCAAGUCAAUAAAUGCAGUCAGGUUAUUUCAUAAUGGCGGCAAUUUGAUGCAGCACAAUAGUGGUUCAGAAAAUCCAUUAUUACAGCUUCGAUCUGCUAAACAGCCUGAUUCUAGUUUAGCAAGUGCAACCACAUCCUAUUCCAGUUUAAACAAUCUUCCUAGAAUAGAGUAUGAGCAGUCAUGCACACCCAACAAUCUAGGAUACCACCUUCAAAGUGAAGAUUCAUCUAGUUACCGUAACUCAUUCUCAGCUUGUUUUUCUGUGGGUGAUGAGCUCAAACCCAUGUUAUUUGACAACAACAAUUCUCCUGUUCAAAGUAACCCAAUGCAUGAGGUCGAUACUACCGGAUUUACUUCACAGGCUAAUUGUGCAGUCUAUGAGUUGCCAAAUGAAAUAUUGGUAGAACCGAUUGUGGGGACGGUAAGCACUCGCGGAAAAGGAAGCAAUGGAAAUACCAGUUUGCUAGAAAGCACGGUAUUCGAUCCCCUCAUACAUGAUUGGUGGGAUAACAGUGUCCUACUAGCAGAAAACAUUCCAGAUUUCGGUGCCACUACCACAUCCUCUGCGACAGAACAGGCAAAUAGUGAUCCACUGUCAGUUGAAGGGAGGGGCUUGUUUUCAGAAUCUGUCCUUGAAGAACUGUUUGGUGCUAGUGGUAAUGUGAAUACAGAUACAGCAUGUGGCUCUGUUGUCUCUAGCACUGGUCCAUUAGCUGGUUGUUUCUCAGGUUGUGAAUUACCAGGGUACACCAUCCACCAAGACUCUUCUUACUCGGCGUGCAAGGAACAAGUACCACCAUUGAACUUCCCUUCCAACAGCUAUACAUCUGAAAAUGUACCAAGUGGAGAAUCAAAGGCAAUACCAGUGUCCCUGGCCAAUUUAUCUAUGGAUGACAGUUGCAGCCUGCACACUGCAAAUUCCAAGGUCGGCCAGGUAACAAAUCCCGAGGGAGUAAAGGUUAUAAAGAAAAGAGCUAGACCAGGUGAGAGCACGCGGCCAAGACCGAAGGACCGGCAGCAGAUACAAGAUCGCGUCAAGGAAUUGCGUGAGAUAGUCCCAAACAGUGCAAAGUGUAGCAUUGAUGCUUUGUUGGACCGGACAAUCAAGCAUAUGAUCUUUCUGCAAGGUGUAACUAAGUAUGCAGAGAAAAUUAAGCAAGCCGAUGAACCCAAGAUGAUAAGCAAAGAUAGUGGUGCCGUCUUGAAGGAUAACUCAAGUGGUGUUGUCUUGAAAGAUAACUCUAGUGCUGCAAGUAAUGGUGGCGCCACGUGGGCCUAUGAAGUUGCAGGACAGACCAUGGUGUGCCCAAUAAUUGUCGAGGAUCUUUCACCGCCCGGUCAGAUGCUUGUGGAGAUGCUAUGUGAGGAACGUGGCUUUUUCCUAGAGAUAGCAGACACCAUACGCGGGUUUGGACUGACAAUCUUGAAGGGGCUGAUGGAGCUCCGUGAAGGCAAGAUAAUGGCACGAUUCCUCGUCGAGGCAAACAAGAACGUGACUAGGAUGGACAUAUUUUUGUCACUUGUUCAGCUGCUACAACAAAAUAGCCACAGCAGAUCUUCUGACCAGCUAGCUAAGGUCAUUAGCAGUGGGGUUCGAUCUUUCGCGGAGCAUCAGCAAUCUCCAAUGUUGAUUCCAGUUGGACUUGCUGAGAGAUGACAGUGAACACAAAUAUUUGGAGAAGAUCAUACUGGGGAGUACCAACUGCAGACAUUCAGAGUGUUGACCGGCGCUUGAUGUUGAUUGCCAGGCGUUAAUAGGACUACUAGUGUAAGAUGUAGCGGAUGUGCAUUGUGUCAUGAAGAAAAGUUUCAGUUACUAGUGCUUAUACAAGUCCUUUCUCUUUUUGAAUUGUUUGUACAAGUUCUUAUGUAACCAGUUUAGGAACGUCACUGUUUCUUGUUUGUAAUUGAAACGUUUGUGUGAAUGUACGUUAUCUGUUGUGUGUUUA